Varanus komodoensis (Komodo dragon) is the source of this 2674-nucleotide messenger RNA. RefSeq names its product abhydrolase domain containing 4, N-acyl phospholipase B (gene ABHD4). Gene Ontology annotation, cellular component: lipid droplet. The record is from RefSeq and is a predicted model, not a curated record. Lineage: Eukaryota; Metazoa; Chordata; Lepidosauria; Squamata; Varanidae. The transcript is spliced from 7 exons. The coding region runs from base 8 to 1039 and encodes 343 amino acids. Gene Ontology annotation, molecular function: phosphatidylcholine lysophospholipase A1 activity.
GGGAGCAAUGGAGGAAGACCUUGAGCCGCCGUCCCAGGGCUGGUUGGCUGGCUGGCUGCCUGCUUGGCGUCCCACCUCCAUGUCUCACCUCAAGAAUGUGGAAGCUCGGAUCAUGCAGUGCCUCCAGAACCGAUUCGUGGCCCGCUACGUAUCCCUCCCCAACCAGGCCAAGAUCUGGACCUUGUCGCUGUCUCCUGAGCGGGGCAAGGGGCGUACCCCCCUGGUGAUGGUGCAUGGCUUUGGUGGGGGCGUCGGGCUGUGGAUCCUCAACCUGGAUCCCCUGAGCAAAUACCGCCCCCUCCACGCCUUCGACCUCCUCGGCUUUGGACGCAGCUCCCGGCCCCCCUUCCCUCGGGACCCCCAAGGGGCGGAGGAGGAGUUUGUGAACUCCAUCGAAGCCUGGCGCCAGGAGAUGGGCAUUCCCAGCAUGAUCCUGCUGGGCCACAGUCUUGGGGGCUUCCUGGCAGCUUCCUACAGCUUGCAGCACCCGGAGAGGGUGAAGCAUCUGAUCCUUGUGGACCCCUGGGGCUUCCCCACACGGCCGUCGGACCCUGCGCAGAUCCGGACUCCUCCAACCUGGGUGAAGGCUGUGGCAACAGUCCUGGGACGAUCCAACCCUCUGGCCGUGCUCCGGGCAGCCGGUCCCUGGGGUCCAGGGUUGGUGCAACGCUUCCGUCCGGACUUUAAGCAGAAAUUUGCCGAUUUCUUUGACGACGAUACCAUCUCAGAAUACAUCUAUCACUGCAAUGCCCAGACACCCAGCGGCGAGGCUGGGUUCAAGGCCAUGACAGAGGCAUUCGGCUGGGCCCGGCGGCCCAUGCUGGAGCGCAUCCACCUGGUCCGGCGGGACCUGCCCAUCACCCUCAUCUACGGCGCCAACUCCUGGAUCGAUACCAGCACCGGGGAGAAGGUCAAGCAGCUGCGGCCGGGGAGCUAUGUCUGUGACAUGGCCAUUCCGGGAGCCUCCCACCACGUCUACGCCGACCAGCCCCACGCCUUUAACGCCGCAGUGGAACGGAUCUGCGACUCGGUGGAUUGACCCCCCGAUCCAGAUGCAGAAAGAAGCUUGCUGUGGCACCUCCGUGACCUGCUUGUUGGGACAUGCACAAGAUGCGCAAGACCCCCCCUUCAUGUGCCCCAAGGAGCGGAGACUCCAGCUCCUCUUGAGUUGGACGCAAGCUGGCCCUGGAGGAUUUCUCCCUUCCCCUGAAAUCCCCGGCUUGACUGGCUCCUGAAAUCUUCGUUUUACUUAAAGGAUGCAGGCCCUCCUGUGUUGGGUUAAUCCACGUUCUAACGAUAUUAUUUUCUCCUGCUUCCCUGUGGCUUCUCUUUGCUUUAUGCUGCACCAUGCAGUUGGUUCUGCCAUCCUUGUCUGGCCUUUUGUCCUAGAAUUCUCCUGUCUAUUCUCUUGGAUCCUUCCCCCGCUGUUUCCCACCUCCCCCGGGUGCUGUUAUGCCCUCCCCCCUUUUAUUCAGUCCUGCAACACCAUCCGACGUAUUUUGUGCCAGGAAAAACACUUCUGAUCUCCAUCACUUCCCUGACCUCACGCUAGUAACACCGGGGAUCACGCUGCUCCAUUUGGCCCCGACGCUUGGCUUGUGAUCCUGGAAGAGAACCAGUGGCUUCUCCUUCUGGCAGAUGCCAUCUUCAAGCUCAGCUAAAUCAGGGAACCCGAUCAAGCAGGGAAUCCUUCCUUUCCUUCAGAAGGCACCAAUAUAUAACGGUGUUCUGUUAAAAUGCGCUGACCAAUUGCGUUUGAAUGGGACGCUUGUGGUCACCAACAGGUGACGGGAACAAGGCCUGUAGGAGCUCUGGCAUGACCCACAGCCCACGAGUGUCCUUAAUGGGGGUUUGGAGGCAUCUACCAUUAUUGAGUGCCCUUCCAAAAGAGGAAUACCCAAGAACCGUAGGGGUAGCCAGACAUCUCAAACAAUAGCACAGUGUUGGAACUAAUCACAGCCCUGGGUUACGACCUUUGCAAAGAUAAAAGGCACCCUCACCAGAUAGGAGUUCGCCAUUGGGACGGGAAUUUCACGGAGUGUGUGCUUUAAUACCUCCCUUAAUUCUUCCAUGAUUCACUGCAGCCCCUUUUGCUUCUGUCCUUUUAUUCAGCCCCGAAAAGAUGCAGGCGGUAGAUACAUUUCGCGGCAUGCCAGUGAAUUCUCUUGCUAAGGCAAGUGAAGGAGACGGAGAGGGUCGUUCUGGAGCACAGACGGCUGAGAAUCUCUUUGCCCCAUCUAGUGGAGGCAAAAUGCACCACAAGACGGAUGGGGUUGUCCAUCCUUCAUCCCAUAUCGUGUGUUCCCUCCUCUUUUUCUCACCACCCCAUACAAUCCCUACUAACUAUUGUUGGAUUAAGAUGGUUGUUGGGGCACUUUGGAUCUGCUCUUCUCCCUCUAUGAAGCUUUGGGCUGAGAUGGGGCAGGAGUGAGAGUGAUUGGAGGUGCAGAAACAUCUGCCUGGCCUUUCUCCUUGGACGUAUCAAGAGUCGUGGCCUUCCGUUCAGACGCACACUGGUACCUGCUCUGGGGUGCCAUGUUAACACCUCCUCAACUGUUGGAGAUGGGAGGCCCGUUGGACCUUUUCUUAAUUCCCUUGCGGUGCUUUGUAUAGAAUCUCCCUUGGUUUGCACUAAAUUUUGUAUGUUUAUUAAAAGGAAAAUAAUGUUCUGAAA